GAAUUAAUUGUAGCUAUAGCUGUCUUACUCUAGAUGCACAGAGGGGACGCUUGUUGUGUUUAUUUUGAAGGGACAUGAAGUAGUUUGCUGCAUAUAUUUUUUUUUCCUCCCCUGAUUCUGUUUCUAUGUCUCUGCCAUCCGAGCAGACCUUUAAUUGACGCCGAUAUUACGCGCGUUCUGUUUUUUGGGUUUUUUUUUGCUUCAUGACUUACGAGACAGCGGUGGCGAAAGAGUUCUUGCGGCUGCGACUUUGCGACUUGACGCCAGUGUUCCUGCUGCAAAGCCUUGUGAUAUGUUGGACAUGGGGGAUAGGAAGGAAGUGAAAAUGAUCCCCAAGUCAUCGUUCAGUAUCAACAGCCUAGUGCCUGAAGCCGUGCAAAAUGACAACCACCCUCAGCCUCACCAUCACCAUCAUCACCAGCAGCAGCCGCAGCAUCUCCAGCUGCCCCAGCAGCAUCACCUCCAGCCUCACCACCGACCCCUCCAGGAAGAGGACGAGCUGGACAAGAGCCUCCUGGAAGUGAAGACAGAGAGUCUACCCCCGGGCAAGGGGGAUCCAGCCGCCUCCGAGCUGCCGGGGGAAGACAAGGACAAGAUCGACGAUAAGAAAGUGGACGGCAAAGACGGUGACAGCGGCAAAGACGGCGGCGACAAGAAGAACGGCAAAUACGAGAAACCCCCGUUCUCUUACAACGCCCUGAUCAUGAUGGCCAUCCGCCAGAGCCCGGAGAAACGCCUCACCCUGAACGGCAUCUACGAGUUCAUCAUGAAAAACUUCCCUUACUACCGGGAGAACAAGCAGGGCUGGCAGAACUCCAUCCGCCACAACCUCAGCCUCAACAAGUGCUUCGUCAAGGUGCCCCGGCAUUACGAUGACCCCGGCAAGGGCAACUACUGGAUGUUGGACCCGAGCAGCGACGAUGUGUUCAUUGGCGGCACCACCGGCAAACUGCGCCGGAGAUCGACCACCUCCAGGGCUAAGCUGGCGUUUAAACGCGGGGCCAGACUCACCUCCACCGGACUCACCUUUAUGGAUAGAGCGGGCUCCCUGUACUGGCCCAUGUCCCCCUUCCUCUCCUUGCACCACCCAAGGGCCAGCAGCACCCUGAGCUACAAUGGGACCACCUCAGCUUACCCCAGCCACCCCAUGCCCUACAGCUCAGUCUUGACUCAAAACUCCCUGGGCAACAACCAUUCUUUCUCCACGUCCAAUGGCCUGAGUGUAGACAGACUGGUCAACGGUGAGAUCCCUUAUGCCACCCAUCAUCUUACUGCAGCCGCCCUGGCUGCCUCAGUGCCAUGCGGCCUCCCUGUGCCUUGUUCAGGCACCUACUCCUUAAACCCUUGCUCUGUGAACCUUUUGGCUGGACAAACGGGCUACUUUUUCCCCCAUGUACCUCACCCCUCUAUCACCUCUCAAAGCAGCACUUCUAUGGCAGCCAGGGCGGCUUCAUCCUCCACCUCCCCCCAGGCUCCCUCCACUCUCCCCUGUGAGUCCCUCAGACCUGCCUUGCCAAGCUUCACUACAGGACUUUCAGGAGGACUCUCCGAUUAUUUCACACAUCAAAAUCAGGGCUCCUCGUCCAACUCUUUGAUACAUUAACAUCAUGGGA
Xenopus laevis (African clawed frog) is the source of this 1613-nucleotide messenger RNA. It is a transcript of the gene foxg1.L, whose product is annotated as forkhead box G1 L homeolog. Gene Ontology annotation, biological process: regulation of transcription by RNA polymerase II; regulation of DNA-templated transcription. NCBI's taxonomy places the organism in Eukaryota, Metazoa, Chordata, Amphibia, Anura, Pipidae. The record is from RefSeq and is marked provisional. Gene Ontology annotation, cellular component: nucleus. Gene Ontology annotation, molecular function: DNA-binding transcription factor activity; sequence-specific DNA binding; sequence-specific double-stranded DNA binding.